ACCUAUUAGCACAUUGUAUUAUCACACUUGGGGUGCUUUCACUCAUCUCUUGAAAGCCCUCCCCCCCAAAAAAACUUCCGUCCCCCUGCCAAGGUGGUUCCCUUUGGCACUUGCUAUAGGAGACCAUCAACCCGAACACUCCCAAGUAAUUGGACUCCCCAAAAGUCCUCCACCUGGGUCCCCUUCUCACCCCACUGGACUUGAGGCUGGGCCCCAAUCCCAAGGGAGGGUUAGGGGGAAGAGGUUCCCCAGUGUUAAGGGAAUUGUGGGCGUGGGGAAGCUGACACCUGAGCCCAGUCCCAAAGUCUUCCUAUCACCUGGCACAGCUGGUGGGGACAAUUGUUUUUCAAAUGAAGGGUGGGAAAGACAGCCAGCCGACAGGGCACACCGAAAGGAAACAGGUCAAGGAGAUCUCCCGGCGCCUGUUCUAGGCCUUUUCCUCUCGGAGGGGCAGCAGGAAGUGAAGAGAAAGGGCUGGGAUGGGAGGCGGGAGCGAGUGGGAGGGAAUGGGGCUUAUCAAGUCCCCGGCAGGCUACCCAGCGGGCAGCAGCUGGCGCAAGCAGCCUGGCUGGAGAAGUUCACCACGGGAAGGCGGAGGCCGCUGACCUACUGGGCCGACGGACUCCCCACACAGGUGAGCGAAGCGCAGCAGUAGGCUGUGCCGGCCGCAGACGCACUCCCAGCGGCGCGUUCCCUCCUCGCCGGCGCCGACACGGAGACUGGGCAGGCGGGCAGACGGGCAGAGAGGCGAGCCCAGACUGGUGAGCUUAGUCCCAAACGGAUGAGCCGAUCUAAGAGGCGAAGUCUCACGCCAGGCUUGUCCCGGUGUGCUUCUACGCCUGCUUCCCAGCAAGGGAACUUGAGAAGCAAAAGAGCGCGGGACAUGGAAAGCAAGCCCCCGCGAUCUCAGUGGCCUUUCUCCGAGUUCCUGAGCUGGUGCUGCAUUUCCUGCAGUUCCCAGCAUGCUGGCAGGCCUAGGCCCCAUCGUCACACUGGCCCUGGUGCUGCCAGUGGCAUGGGCCAUGGAACUGAAGCCCACAGGGCCACCCAUCUUCACAGGCCGGCCUUUUGUGGUAGCCUGGGAUGUACCCACACAGGACUGUGGCCCACGUCACAAGGUGUCACUGGACCUGAAGGCUUUCGAUGUGCAGGCCUCACCCAAUGAAGGUUUUGUGAACCAGAGUAUCACCAUUUUCUAUUACGACCGGCUAGGUCUGUACCCACACUUCAAUGAAGCCGGGAUGUCUGUACAUGGUGGUGUGCCACAGAAUGGCAGCCUCCAGGAACACCUGGGGAUGCUGAGGAAACCUGUGGAGCACUAUAUUCGCACUCGGGAGCCUGCAGGGCUGGCCAUCAUCGACUGGGAGCACUGGCGGCCUGUAUGGGUGCGCAACUGGCAGGACAAAGAUGUGUAUCGCCAGUGGUCUCGCCAGCUGGUGGCCAGUCGUCACCCUGACUGGCCAAAAGACCAGAUAGUCAAAGAGGCACAGUAUGAAUUCGAGUUUGCUGCACGGCAGUUCAUGCUGAAAACACUACACUACGUCAAGUCAGUGAGACCUCAGCACCUCUGGGGCUUCUACCUCUUUCCUGACUGCUACAAUCAUGAUUAUGUGCAGAACUGGGAGAGCUACACAGGCCGCUGCCCUGACGUCGAGGUGGCUCGCAAUGAUCAGCUGGCCUGGUUGUGGGCCGAGAGCACAGCCCUUUUUCCCUCUGUCUACCUAGAUGAAACCCUGGCUUCCUCUGCUCAGGGCCGCAACUUUGUCAGCUUCCGUGUUCAGGAGGCCCUCCGUGUGGCUCAAAGCCAUCAUGCCAAUCAUGCACUCCCAGUCUACGUCUUCACACGACCCACCUAUACCCAUACCAGCAAGCUCACAGGACUUAGUGAGAUGGACCUCGUUUCUACCAUCGGUGAGAGUGCAGCCCUCGGUGCAGCUGGUGUCAUCCUCUGGGGCGACACCUCAAGUAUGGAGACCUGCCAGUACCUCCAGAAAUACUUGACUGAUCUGCUGGUCCCCUACGUAGUCAAUGUGUCCUGGGCCACCCAGUAUUGUAGCUGGGCCCAGUGCCAUGGCCAUGGACGCUGUGUGCGCCGCAACCCCACCUCCAAUACCUUCCUGCACCUCAACACCAGCAGCUUCCGCCUAGUGCCUGGCAGGGUACCCGAUGGACUCCAGCUACAACCUGAGGGAGAGCUCAGCCGGGCUGACCUCAACUACCUGAGGACACACUUUCGUUGCCAGUGCUACUUGGGCUGGGGUGGUGAACAGUGCCAGGACCAUGGGCAUGCAGCUGGAGGUGCCAGCAGGGGCUGGGUCGGGUCCUACCUCAGCAGCCUCCUGGCUGUGGGAGCCAUAGCCCUUACCUGGACCUUGUAGUGGUCCUCCACAUGGCUGUCAAGCCAGCUGGCUUGGGCUGUAGAGGCUCUCCUGGGCAUGAAGGAGCCGGUAGGGGUAAGACAACCUUGAAUCUGGAGGGGGCAGAGCCCCCAGGAUGCCUAGCAAGAUACCCACACCAGCUGCCAGACCCCUGUUCUAAGGGGGAGGUUUGGAAAUUCCCUGAGAGGCUCUUUCUCUCCCUACCAAAGGGAAGAGGAUACAGCUGGGCUGGGGAGGGCCUGACCCUACUCCCUUGCCCCUGGAUAGUUUGUUGUUGUUAUUAUUAUUAUUGUUAUUGUUAUUAUUAUUAUUAUUUUCUGGUCUCUUUUGUAAAUUAAAGAUAAAACAGUUUCA
Messenger RNA from Cavia porcellus (domestic guinea pig), 2732 nucleotides. RefSeq names its product hyaluronidase 2 (gene Hyal2). The transcript has 4 exons. Lineage: Eukaryota; Metazoa; Chordata; Mammalia; Rodentia; Caviidae. The record is from RefSeq and is a predicted model, not a curated record. Gene Ontology annotation, molecular function: hyaluronoglucuronidase activity; hyalurononglucosaminidase activity. Gene Ontology annotation, cellular component: cytoplasmic vesicle. Gene Ontology annotation, biological process: carbohydrate metabolic process; hyaluronan catabolic process. The coding region runs from base 963 to 2378 and encodes 471 amino acids.